AAGGCAUAGACUCAAACUGCUUGUUUUGGACACGCUGGCUUCUUCUUUUUCUUGUGGAUAUUAUGGCCAAUAACACAACGAGUUUAGGGAGCCCAUGGCCAGAAAACUUUUGGGAGGACCUAAUAAUGUCCUUCACUGUAUCCGUGGCGAUUGGACUCGCCAUCGGAGGAUUUCUCUGGGCGCUUUUCGUGUUCCUGUCUCGCAGAAGAAGAGCCAGCGCGCCCAUCUCACAGUGGAGUCCCACCAGGCGACCCAGGUCUUCCUACAAUCAGGGCCUCAACAGAACUGGAUUCUACCGCCACAGUGGCUGUGAGCGCCGAAGCAACCUCAGCCUGGCCAGUCUCACCUUCCAGAGACAAGCGUCUCUGGAGCUGGCCAACUCCUUCCCCAGGAAAUCAAGCUUCAGGGCUUCAACUUUCCAUCCCUUCCUGCAAUGCCCACCGCUUCCGGUGGAAACCGAGAGUCAGCUGAUGACCCUGCCUGCCUCCACCACCCCAUCCGCCAUCAGCACCCUGCACAGUCCCAGCAGGCCAGACUUCCGCUGGUCCAGCAACAGCCUGCGGAUGGGCCUCUCCACACCGCCCCCGCCCGCCUAUGAGUCUAUCAUCAAGGCAUUUCCCGAUUCCUGAGUCUGGACUUUAGUUGUUUUUAAUUCUUUUUUUUUUUUUUUUUUUUUUUUUUAAAUUUUGUCUCUUCUAGAAAGGAAACGAUAUAUAGGGUAAACAGAAUUUUGAGGUCAUGGCACUAAUGACUGAUUUUCUAAGUCAGUAGGUUCGUGAAAUCUGAAUGCUACCCCAUAAGGCAAAGUUUCUUUCAAACACAGUUUCCUCACUGAUGUUCCAUAAAAGUAAUUUUUUUCCUCAAAAGUUCUAUAUUUAUGUAUUUUGAAUUGAGUGUGAGGCAUUGGAUUAAAGAUACUGAUUAAAGAUUCUAACAUACAAAUCGAACGUAUUUGUAUGUUUUUGGUUAAAAAGACUUUAGAUGUUUGUUGUUUCUGGUUGCGAUCCCCCUUCACUUUCCCACGUGACUGCUGACAGACAAAAGUCACUAAAUUAAGGAACUUUAAUGUUACUCUCUGGGUGGUGAGUGAGUCAGUAGCAUCCUAAGGAUCUUGGAGAUCUUGGAGCUCUCAGGAAGUGUGUACAAAAUCCCGUGAUUCUACUCAGUUAUGGAUGAGAAUUCCGCAAAAGAGCUAAGUCCCCCUGGUGUUGUAAGAUGGUUCAGUUUUGACAUUUCACUGCUUUUUUCCCCAAGAUAGACUCAUUUUGUAGUUCCUAAUAUAACUACCACAUCAUUGAAGUAAAACCCCUGGACUUAAUAACAUGAGGAUUUAACAUGGCCAUUGUAGUUAUUACCAAAGCAACAGCAUCUCCAAUUCUUUUGUCCUAAGCACAAGUUUUUAUUUCACAUCAAAUUAUGUUUUUCUUUCUUGGAACUGAAUCUUGUGACUAAGAAAGCACUUUAUCUAGGGAAGUGUGGUUUGGGAAGCCCAGCCUGUGGGUCUCAGCCUUGUGGGUCAUGACCCCUUUGGGGGUCAAAUGGCCCUUUUACAGUUACUGCCUAAGACAACCCAAAACCAUAGAUAUUUACACUAUAAUUCAUAACAGUAGCGAAAUUGCAGUUAUGAAGUAGCAACAAAAAUAAUUUUAUAUUUGGGGGUCACCACAGCAUGAGGAACUGUAUAAAAGGGUCUCCUUGUUGUUAGGAAGGUUGAGGACCACUGCUCUAAGGGGGAACUUCCCUCUCAACUCUGUGGUCAAAUAAAGAUUGUUCUACAGAGAGAUAGUCCACAGUGGAAACAUGCUGCCUCUGAAAAGCAGUUCCUCCCGGUCAUCUCAGCACCCCUCUCCCCCAUGCCCCAGGUAAUGCUCUGUGAAUUCCGUCUCCACCUCGACUAAAGUCUUUAUAAGGUGACUAAUGCAGGCCAAAUGGUCAUUGUAUCAGAUGAACACCCAAGGAGGCCAUAUCAAGAGGUAGAGGCUUCCUUAAUGUGGGCACCAGAGACUUUCAUUGGUCCUUUUGCACCAAAGAUAGGAAUUCACGGGGGGG
Messenger RNA from Chionomys nivalis (European snow vole), 2049 nucleotides. RefSeq names its product MYC target 1 (gene Myct1). The transcript is spliced from 2 exons. The record is from RefSeq and is a predicted model, not a curated record. Bases 63 to 629 code for a protein of 188 amino acids. Gene Ontology annotation, cellular component: nucleoplasm. NCBI's taxonomy places the organism in Eukaryota, Metazoa, Chordata, Mammalia, Rodentia, Cricetidae.